This is a messenger RNA of Larimichthys crocea (large yellow croaker), 1400 nucleotides long. RefSeq names its product neutrophil cytosolic factor 1 (gene ncf1). Gene Ontology annotation, molecular function: superoxide-generating NADPH oxidase activator activity; phosphatidylinositol binding; protein binding. The transcript has 12 exons. The record is from RefSeq and is a predicted model, not a curated record. Gene Ontology annotation, cellular component: cytoplasm; NADPH oxidase complex. Bases 43 to 1302 code for a protein of 419 amino acids. Gene Ontology annotation, biological process: respiratory burst; superoxide anion generation. Lineage: Eukaryota; Metazoa; Chordata; Actinopteri; Sciaenidae.
UGAACACUAACGCCAAACGGACUCAGUUUGGUGGAUCUCAGCAUGGAGGCGAACUAUGUCAGGCAUGUGGAACUGUUGGGCUUCGAGAAACGCCUCUUCCCCAGUCGGCACUUCGUUUAUAUGCUGAUGGUGAAAUGGAGCGACCUCUCUGAGAAACUGAUCUACAGGACGUAUCCUGAGAUCCACACCUUCCACAAAUCGCUGAAAGAGAUGUUUCCCAUCGAAGCUGGUCAAAUAGAAAAGAGGGACAGGAUCAUCCCGUCGCUACCAGCACCGCGGUGGCUGGACAGCGAGAAGUCAACAGAAACCAGACAGGGUACGUUGUCAGAGUACUUCCACUCACUCAUCAACCUGCCGCCCCACAUCUCCCGCUGCAAACAACUCAACAGCCUUUUUAAAGUUCGACCAGAGGAUGAAAACCCUCCUGCCGCAAACACAGUGAAAAGAAACGAAACGUUUGUGGAGUACAGGGAGUUGGCCAGAGGUGUCGUAUCUGAGAUUUCUGGUCCCAUCGUACUGGACUCCUACAGAGUGGUCGCAGACUUCGCCAAGACGUCCAAACAUGAGAUCAAUCUGCACACUGGAGACUUGGUGGAAAUUAUUGAGAAAAAUCCGAACGGUUGGUGGUUCUGCCAGUGUGAGUCUAAACGAGGCUGGGUACCUGCGACCUACUUGGAGCCUCUGGAUGGACCAGAGGAAUCAGAGGAACCUGAACCAGACUACGAAGGAGAGCUGCACGUAAGCAUCAAAGCCUACAAGGCGGAGCAGGAAGACGAGAUCUCUCUGGAGCUCGGUGAAACCAUUGAGGUCAUUCACAAACUGCUGGACGGCUGGUGGGUUGUCAGAAAAGGAGAUGAGACCGGUCAUUUCCCCUCCAUGUUCCUGCACAAGGCCGGCAAGAGAGAGAUACAUGAAGCAGAGAGGAUUAAGGUGCAGGGACAGAAACCACCUCCUCGCAGGUCGACAAUCCGAAAUGCCAAAAGCAUCCACAAUAAGUCUCGUCUUCGGAUGAGCCAGGACGCCUACCGCAAGAAUAGCCGCCGAUACCUUCAGCAGAAGGGCGGCCAAAUUUCAAACCCACACAAGAACUCCAAGAAUGCUGCCCAGUCACCACUGAGGGAGAGAAAGAACCAGGGCAACAUUGCCGAGCAGUCUGGCUCCAGUUCAGAGAGCGAGCUAAAGAAGGAGGCUCCGGUUAUCCCUCCUCGGCCCAGUACGGAGCUCAUCUUAGAGCGCUGUAGCGACAACACCCGCAAGAAAGUCAGCAUCAAGUCCCGCCCCAGCUCUGCCAGUGUGCCAUAAAAAUCACAAUGAACUAGCCUUUUGAAAGCUUUUUUUUUUAUUUCCUUCUGUAAUUUGUUGCAAACAGUUAAAAUAAAAGUGGAAGUUAGAUGAAAAUA